Temnothorax curvispinosus is the source of this 3691-nucleotide messenger RNA. Its product is annotated as kinectin-like. Gene Ontology annotation, cellular component: endoplasmic reticulum membrane. The transcript has 17 exons. The coding region runs from base 276 to 3503 and encodes 1075 amino acids. NCBI's taxonomy places the organism in Eukaryota, Metazoa, Arthropoda, Insecta, Hymenoptera, Formicidae. The record is from RefSeq and is a predicted model, not a curated record.
GCUUUAAACGAAAAUCGAAGCUUAUUAAUUUUCAACAACUUAAUGUAACGCAAAUAAAUGAUGUCUUGGAGAGUAACAAAGGCAAUAAGAAGAAAGGAAAACCUGAAAAGAUAAAGCCAAUCCUCGUAAAUAAAGACGAGCCAUCAGUCAUUGUGACUGAAUUAAAUCCCUCGCAAUCUUCCUUGGCAGAGGCUAACCAUUUUGAUCUUAUUCAUCCAAAGGAUGACCUUGAACUCGUGCGGAGUCAUAGUUUUAAUAGACGAAAGUAUAAUAUCAUGUCGAGCAAGCAGAUUACUGAGACUGUGGAGAAAGUCAACAAGUCACCAAAGGAUACUCCAACCAAAUCGAAGAAAAAUAAUAAGGAUGCUGUAAAGAAGAAAGAUGAAAAUAGUAAAGAUGAGAAACAGGACGCUAAUACUUACACUAAUGCAUCAUCUGCUAAUAAAGAAGCUAUGAGGGAAAUAAGGGAGCAGCAGAAGGAAACACCAGUAAAGGAAGUAAAGGAAGUUGUCAAGGAGGUAGUCCAACAGUUACCAAAUAGGGAACCCAAAAAGACGAAAAAAAAGAAUGACAUUUUAUCCCAGAUCGAUGGGGAUGCCGUUAAUGUUGAAUUAUUGAUGCUAUGUAUUCAGAAAGCAGAGCUUAGUCGAUCUGAAAUACAGAUCCUCACGAAUCAACUCUUGAAUAAACAGCAGGACAAUCCGUCGUUGGAGCAUUCUGAGUGGACAGAAGGUCGCGCCGACCCCGUUAUUAAGUUGAAAAAACAAUUAGCGGAAAAAGAGAAAGCAUUAGUCGACGAGCAUGAAGCGAGCGUGGCCGUUCAAAACAAGUUGAAGGAUUUGCGAGCUGAAUUUAAUUCAGAGAGAUCUAGACUGUCGGCGAACAUUCGACAACUUGAGGAAUCAUUGAACGCCAAAAUCACGGAGACUCAGACAUUGCAUACCCGAAUGCAACAUAUUUUGGAAAGUCACGUUGCAGAGAAGCAAGGUUUUGCUAGGCAAAUUGAACAACUGCAGGCCAAAGUAAACGAGGAUGCCGCUAUUAUUCACAAAUUGCAAGAAGAUCAAGGACAGACUCAGGGCCACUUGCAGCAAGAGUUGAUGGCGCAGCGAAAGCAAAUGGAAGUGCAAUUCGCUCAGAUGCGCGAUAAUGAGAAUGCAUUGAAAUCACAAUUGGCCCAGAAACAUGUGGAGAUGCAGGAUCUGCAAAAUGAGCUCGCAGCGACCUGUGAUAGCAGCACCGCAGAGAUAGAUAUGUUACGUCAGCAAAUAGGAUUAAUGCAAAAUCAAUUGAUGCAUUCGGAAGGACAAUUACAGCAUUUCAAGGAAGCAAACGAUCGACUACAAGAUGUUGCUAGACAACUUGAGGAAUCUCAUCGUGCACACACCGAUUUAGAUCAUAGAUUGAAAAACGCACAUCGCCAUGAACAAGAAUUGCAGAAACAAGUAAACUCACUGCAGGCUGAAUUAAAUCAUACGAAAAAUGAAGCCAAUGAAACGCCUACCUUAAAGGUGGAACUUAGCAAGGCUCAAACAGAACUAAUGAAAUUAAAAUCAGAGCUGUCAGCCACGAUGAACGAAGCUAAUUCAGAAGCGGCCGAAAUUAUAGCCCUAAAAAAUGCAUUGAGUAGCAAGGAAGACGAACUAAAGAGAUCGCAGGAUAAAUUUUAUGCCAUACAGAACGAUUUGCAACAAUCCAGCAUGCAAGUCACACGUAUGGAAUCCGAAUUAAAUUCCGUACAAAAGAAGUUGGAUAUGCUAAAGACUGAUUUUGAUAGGUCGGAAUGUAGUUUGAAAGAAGCAAAAAACGAUGCGAACCAGUAUCAAAACAAGCUAUACACACUACAGGAAAAGUUAGCAGAUUCACAGAUGGAAUUAGGUAUGGCUCGUAAUCAGAUUAGAGACUCCAAUGCAAUGACAAGUGAAAUAAAGGCGUUACAAACCGAAAUAAAUAGACUACAGAGCAAUGAGAAAAAGGCGGGAGAUGAGCAUCUUCGAAUUGUGAAACUGCAAGAAGAAAACGAUAGACUGCGUACUGAGCUUGCGAAUGCUAUAGAGAAACAAAAAGAGCUUCAACAACAGCACGAAGAGAAGAAAGUCCAUACGGAUGUAGUAUUAGCCACUACUACUGAACCCCAACAUGCCAAUUUAGAGGAAAAGGCUCUACUAGAAAAAUUAACAGCUGAGUUAACGCACAAGGAAGAGGAGCUUAAUAAGAUAGAUGAACGGUUACAUAUACUAGAAAGUGAUGCAGACAAACAUCAAUGUUUUAUCAGGCAACUAGAAGAAGCUUUGGAGGCCCAAAAAUCUAAAAAUAACGAGCUACGCACAAAGAAUUGGAAAGUAAUGGAAGCUCUUUCUGCUGCUGAGUUGCGUGCCAAGUCCAAUGAUGAGAGAGGUGUUAAAGAGGCAACACAAAAAAUUAAAGAAGAACAAGAAGAAAUAACUAAGGCACUUCUACAGAGGAUAUUCCCCGAGAUUAAUGUGUCUGAGAAAACACAUGAACAAUGGCUCAAAUCUUUUGAAGAUAAAAUAUCUACUAUUCUAAAUGAAUUAAAACAGAAAAACACGGAUCAGAUAAAUCCAGAUUUGGAGAGACAGAACAAAAAUCUGCAAGGCAUGGUUUCACAUUAUAAACGGAUUAUCUAUGAUACGGAAGGUAUGCUUAAUAGACUACAAAGUUAUAUAGAAUCCGAGGAAGCAAAAUGGCAAUCGCAACUUCGGCAAAGUGAGAAUGAAGUGGCGAACCUUAGAGUAGAACUUAAUGAUAUGCAAGCGAAAUUAAUCUCAAAUGAAGAGUUCAAACAGAGGAUAAAAGAAUUAGAAGAUCGUGCAGAGCAGAAUCGUACUGAAAUAUUACUUAAAGCACAGAGAGCCACAUCUUGUGGAGAUGGCAACGAGCUUGUCACUUUAGAACAAUUACAAGAGGAAAAGGCUCGAUUAUCGCAAGAAUUGGAAGUAGAAUGCAAUAAGAGGGCAACGUUGGAUGCCGAAGUUACAAAAUUGCGUUCCCUUGUUGAAACUAGUGAGGCGAGUUUAGUAUACGAAAAAAAUCUUGUCACACAGCUUCAACAGGAAGUGUCUCAACUCAAGAACGAAAUUUGUGGCGGCUGUAGCAGCUCAGAGCAGUCUAUGCUAAACGGUCCCCCCACAUCGGAUUCUCUUCAGUCCGAGCCUCCUCCAGCGUCUCAGGCUCUGAUAGCUGCGUUAGAAAAUACUCUGCUCAAGAAUGCAGAGUUUACAAACUGUUCCAUUACCAAACCUGUCAAUUUGGUCAGUCAAUCUGAACAAGAAAUUGAGAACAACUCCCUUACUACAAAAUACUCCUCCAAAUCUUGUCAUAUGACCGAUCACAACACACAGGCUAAUUGGAACUCAAUGAUUGGCCAGCAACAUAAAAAGCACAAGAAAAAGCGGAAGUCCACUAAGAAAACCAUGGCAAAACGGCGCAGAUUCGCAGGGUGGUUCAGGAAAAAAAUAACUUCGAAAAAUAAACUACGCUAGUGCAGUGCGAAUACUGGUGGUUAAAAACGUGGGAUGCGCAAAUGCGAAAAAGCGGACGCAGCAUUGCUAUAUAGGUAUAAAUGGCAUACUUUGCUACUCAGAAGACUAAUAUAAAGUGAAAAUAUUAAGGAUAAUGUUUAUUGUAAAAAAAUAUCAUAUUUUAUUAUGUGGAGAAAAUAUAAAUAAUU